Messenger RNA from Sycon ciliatum, 3527 nucleotides. RefSeq lists its product as uncharacterized. Gene Ontology annotation, biological process: homophilic cell-cell adhesion; axon guidance; dendrite self-avoidance. Bases 78 to 3512 code for a protein of 1144 amino acids. Gene Ontology annotation, molecular function: cell-cell adhesion mediator activity. The transcript has 25 exons. NCBI's taxonomy places the organism in Eukaryota, Metazoa, Porifera, Calcarea, Leucosolenida, Sycettidae. Gene Ontology annotation, cellular component: axon; plasma membrane. The record is from RefSeq and is a predicted model, not a curated record.
AGGAGGUCAGCACAGCUUUCCUGUUCUGCUCGAUACUAGUGAGAGAUACUGAGGUUCUGCCGAGCCUGGUGCUGGGCAUGGAGUUGGUCCACAAGCUGGCAUGUGUUCUCCUUGGCUGCUGGCUAGCUUUAGCUCAAGCACAGGAGCCUACUUGCACCCAAACACUCGACUCUGUGAGUCCGAGAAUACAGCGACUGACUUGUCACGGGCCGUAUUUCAACUUCUCCAAACUUCAUUAUGACACGGCGACGGAAACGCUAUUCGCCGGCGGAACUAAUUUACUGAUGUCACUGGACAAACAGGCUAACAUCAAUGAACAGGUGUCACUGGCAGAUUCCGAUCGACGUGAUCGCUGUUUAGCAGAAUGUGAUCGCUGUGUUCAGACUGCCACUCCUGGCUCUGAAACGGCAUCUUUCUGCUCUGCACCUUCGGGUGUGACGGUGUGCCUGCCAUGGCUGCGGCCUGUGUGUGAGAACUGGGUGUCUUUGAUUCAACCGGUUGCAGACUCCAAUGGUAAAAACUAUCUGGUGACCUGUGGCACAGUGUCAACAUUCGCCAACGUUUCCAACUGUCAGAUAAGAUCGAUGUCCAACAUAAGUGUUGUGUAUGAUAGCUUCCAAGCAACUCUGGGACAGUCCUCCUCUGUGCCAAGGACAUUUUUGUCUAUCGGAACGGACACAGUGCCAGGUGUGAGUACGGCAGGUCGUUUAGCAGCCCAGUACUAUACCGCUGGACAUAAAUCUGGCAAUGGCCGCUUCGUCUUCUUGAGAGGCAGAUCCUUUUUCGACAGCUUUGACUAUGUACAUUUGGACACAUUUCAGCGGAAGAAUAGUGCGCUAAUGUCCCCGCCUCUGCCCGACUUCAGCUUCACUUGGACGGUCUCCUUGUUCAAGGCGUCCACAAAUCCAAACUCAGACACCAACCGGGGUCAUUUCACGCGCUAUGUCCUGCAGUAUGUGUAUAAAGGAUUUGUCUACGUGUGGUCUUCAAGCGUCGGACCUUCGGACAAUGGUCAGUUAGAUCAUGGUGCAGUUAUAUUCCGAUAUUGCCAGAAUGACGCCCAGAACGCUACCUACCUGAGUAGUUUACGGCGUAUUCGAGUGGCCUGUUCAGGCCUGUCCAGCCUCCGUAACUUCAAUGCUAGGGGUAUUGGUUCCCCGGCAAGCCGCUGGGAGAUGCGACAGAUCACUUCAGCCAUCGAAGUGAGUGACCCCGGCAGUGCGACCCGGCAGUAUGUUGUUGCGUCGUUCACCACUCUGGAGGGUCUGCCUUUGGGGUCGUCUAUCUGUGCGUAUUCCAAGCAGUCCGUCAGUGCUGCAUUCAACGAUAAUCCUGGACGUAACUAUGCCGAGACACAACGAUGUAGUAAUUCCUACUCACACGCAUACCCUCCAGGUUGUUCAAGUCCAUUAUCUGACGCGUUCGUCACGAACUAUUCGAAUACAGAUUUUACCAUCCAACCAGACUCCCUCUUCACGCCAACAGCGAGCAAGGCUGUCAAUCCACUCUGGACCAGGCAGGGUGUAGCAAUCAACCAUAUAACGUUUGGGCAGUACAAGGAUGCUAAUUACAUCUUCGCUGCUACUGAUGAUGGCCGUGUGUUCCGUUUGGCCUCACUGGAUGCUAUAUUCUACAGUGGCAACGCAGGACUGACAUUUUCACUUAUCAAUGAGCUGCGUGUUGGCCAGAACGACGGAGACGCAGAAGUGGUGGUCAACGACAUUACGUUCAUGCCCAGCAAGCCCCACAGUGCAGCACCACCGAAUGUUGCUAUUACCACCCGCCGCUCCGUGACCAUUAUACCAGCUACGGAUUGUGAACAGUACUCCGACAACUGCAGCACUUGCAUAGCUCUGGAUGGUGGGACCGGCUUCUCCACAACUAUAGAUCCAAAUUGUGUUUGGUGUGCGGAUACGAGAUCUUGCGGCGUACGCGACUUCACUUGUCCUGGCGGACAGUACCCCUCCAGGUUCCGCGCAAGUGCACGAAGAUGCGACGGCCAACCUAACCCGUUGAACUUUUCAGGGUCUAUUGUGCAGUCGCCCAUAGACACAACUGGAAUUUUUAAUAAUACAAUAUCCUUCUCAUGCCAAGCAAAUGCAAACGCGCCGAUCACGUUCUCCUGGAUGAGACUGGUUGGCUUGGAGAUGGUUGCCGUGCCAACGUCUCGCAGCACGGUGACGAGCGUUGCGCUGGGGGACGAGCUGACCGAGACCAGCACCCUGACGUUGUCCGGUGUGACAGCAGCCGAUGGUGGACAGUACGUGUGUUUGGCCAGGAACACUGGAUCCUUGCCAGUCCAAUCUGAACCAGCUACAUUGUUCAUUCGUCCAUACAUUCAAUCUGGUCCUGUUAACAAGCUGGUGUUCCUUACACAGGCAGUGACGUUGCGUUGUGGUGGUGAUGGAUACCCGACACCAUCGUUCCAGUGGUUCCACGCCGGCACCAACAUAGCCAUGUAUGCCAGUCUGUAUCCGAACAUUCACUUUGUGGGAGCGUCCGGUCGUGACAUCAUCAUCCAGCCCACUACCCUGCAGGUGGCUGGUUUGUACGUGUGCCGGGUGGUGAGCAUACAUGGCAUGGCGCAGACGGAAGCCGCUCAGCUUACCGUGAUCGAUGCUGUUCCAGCAAACAGUUCCGUUCACACUCCUCUGGUUGGCAGCACUCUAGUCCUGUCCUGCCCAGACAACAAUAGUCCCUUUGAAUGGUACGUGGACGGCAGGCUAAUUGCAGGUGCUACAACGGCGCGCCUUACACUGGGUAACAUUCAGGCUUCUUCCAGCGGACGUUACCUCUGCCAGCGAGCUUUCCAGUUCUUCGUCUUCGCAUCGUCGCCGGCUCGGAUCUCUCGAGCGCCCGGCAACGUCACAGUUGCGGCGGGAACGCCUGUGACGCUGCACUGCAAUGCCGAGGACGGUAUCUACCCGCCAGUGAGCAUCAUGUGGAUGUAUCAGUCAGUGAACAGGCUGGGGCAGGCCACCAGCAAGUUUACCCCUCUGUCGCAGGUCAAUCUCUCUGACAGCAUGAUGUUUGGAAAUGGUCAAGUGCUGCGACUGGACUCAGCUGAAGUUAGCGAUACAGGCUUGUUCACUUGCCAUGCAACCAACACUCUCGGCAAUGUCACGGCAACUGCAAAGGUCACCGUCCACGCUCCUCUCGGCACUCCUGAAUGUCCCACGUCAGCUCAGUUUCAGACUGGAGCAAAAGCGUCACCGAUUGCCAGCACAUGUACUGUUACGGGACCAAGCGGAACAGUAGUGCAGAUCCUACAAAGCUCUACUCUAGUGCGGAGUGAUGGCCGUAUUGUUAUCACUAACGAGCACAACAUCACAACCGAUAUGUAUACUGCAACACUGUCAAUCUCAGCACCAGCUGUCAGUGAUCAUGCGUUAUACGCGUGCAAGGCUAGUUUCGAUGGCGAGUCAACGCGAUGUGAGUUCUUCCUUUCUUUGAAUAACACCGGCAUUGAUCAGGAACCACCGUCUACACCAUCGCCCAUGACAGGCGGUUAAUCGCUCCCUGCCAUG